CUACCUGGCCCACCUGGCAGCGGUGACUCCUCCUCGUCUACUCCCUCGCCGUUCCACCCUCGCCGUCGAGCCGCACCACCGCCGCUUCGCCUCGCUCCGGCGGACGGGGAAGCGAGAGCGAGGAGGCCUCGGGAGAGGAGAGGAGAGGAAGGGGAGGAAGUGUACGAGAUGGUGUGGGCGCUGACCCCCGUCGACACAGUGCGCGGGGCGCAGAGGUGCUACAUCUUCGCCGCCGGGACGUACAAGGUCGGCCGCAAAGAUUGCGAUGUCAUUGUUCAAACGGACACAUCGAUAUCGCGAGUCCAUGCAGAGAUUGUGGUUGAAAAGAUGGUGGCCUGGGAUCCACAAUCUGGCGCACCAGCUAACCCUUCCUAUGUCCGUGUAGUUGACCGCUCAAAGUAUGGGACAUUUUUCAACAAGGUACAGGGAACACAGGGUAGUCGCCUUCAUAAAGAUGAAGAUGCAAUGCUUGCUGAUGGGGAUACUGUAACUUUUGGAACUGGCAAUGCAACCUUCAGGUUGUCAUUUGUCCCCAUAGUAGUCUUUUUUCAUGGAAAAAAGUCAGGGAGGAUUAGUCCAUGUUUGCAGGCAGUAAUGACAUCCAUUGGUGCAUAUGCUACUCGGAAGUGGAGUGAUGAAUGCACUCAUGUCCUUGUUGACGAGUCAUGUUCAUUGACACCUGAGCUCCUAGAUGCGGUUUUGGCGAAAAAGCAGAUCGUCCUGGGAGACUGGUUUAAGGUGAUGGCUGAAAAGAACAUACACACCGAAAUGCCUUCUUCUACACAGUAUAUUCCAAAGUUGACCCUUGAUGGGAUGGAGAUACAGGUGGUGGAGAUCAAGCUCAUAGAGAGCUGCCUUGCAGGCUAUACUUUUAUCUUGGGGUCAUCAGAAAAGUAUAAAUUUGGAGACAAACUACAUGCUUUACUGGAAUCUACUGGAGCAAAAUAUCUGCACGUUGAUGAGUUUUGUGCAAACAGCCAGGACUCUGGAGCUGGUGAAAAUGAUAAAGAUAUUCUUCUUGUUCCUGCAAAAUCUCCUUUGGAAUUCAGUAAGAUACGCGGGCUAUUUCCUUUGUCCAAGAUCACCGAUGUAAAGCUCUUUGCUGCUAUUUUAUCUGGUCACUUAGAAGCAACUGCCAUUGAACCGCCAGCUUACAUUGUUGCAUCCUCAAAUUCGACGGAUGAGACUAUUGUGGUGGACUCUGAUGUAGAAAUUGAUACUGCAACUUCUGAUCAUACUGUUGCUGCUAGCAAGUCUGAACAUCACAUUGAGCAUAUUUCUGAUGAUAAAAAGGAAGUCGUUGCUAUAUCUGAAGAAGAUGCUGUAAAUUUGGUGGAAGCAAAGACCAGCAUUAAUCUUCACAGUGACCAGGAGAAAGAUGAGAUUGUGAAACCUAUGGAGGAGGAUGUCAAGGUCAUAGAGAAAACAGCAACAAUGCGUGGUUUCAAAGUUGAAGGCGAGGACAUUCCUGUUAUGACCAAGGUGCCAAAGGAUGAAACUUUGGACAGCAGAGAUGAGACUUGUCAUGUUAUAUAUACCCAGAAUCUGGUUGUGAAAAGCAUCCUUCAGUCAGCUCGUGCCGAAUCCAUAGAAACUGGUGGCAUUAACUUCAAACGCUUUAGAAAGAGAGGAGCAGUGUCUGGAAACAGCUUCAAGGACCUAAUCCCGUAUUCACGAGAACCAUACAGAGAAUCUGAUUACGAGCGUGGAACGGUAACUGACUUCAUGCGAGAGGAGAAGAAGCGGAGGCAAAUGGAAGCCAUUGCAGAGGACCUCUUCAACAAUGCAAAGCCAAAGAAGAAGGCAGCUGCUGGUAGUUCGAUUCACACCAUGCUUACCGGCCGCAGAUGAAACCCAGGAAAAUCACCACAGAACAUGUCCUCUACCUGACCCUUUGUUGGAAGACCAGAGAAAUCAAUCGCAUAUGCUGCAUUUUUGGCUAUCUUCUGGAUGAUUGCCUUCUAUCAUCUAUGUAAACGUUUUCUGGAGUCGAUGACUGUAAGUUGGUUGACAUGGAAGGGGGGUGUGAGAUGUGAAUCGUGUAUCAUAGGCAGUUCUUUUCCUGCCCAAAUUUUGGAGUUACUACCACAUGUUGGAUGAGCUUGCGUACAAGCCCAGAAUCCGAGCAAUUUUCACACUGAUA
Molecule: messenger RNA, 2143 nt
Organism: Oryza sativa Japonica Group (Japanese rice)
Lineage: Eukaryota; Viridiplantae; Streptophyta; Magnoliopsida; Poales; Poaceae
Source: RefSeq, a predicted model, not a curated record